Molecule: messenger RNA, 1348 nt
Organism: Scophthalmus maximus (turbot)
Lineage: Eukaryota; Metazoa; Chordata; Actinopteri; Pleuronectiformes; Scophthalmidae
Gene: rbis
Product: ribosomal biogenesis factor
Exons: 4
Coding region: 159-455 (98 amino acids)
Biological process (GO): ribosome biogenesis
Cellular component (GO): nucleolus
Source: RefSeq, a predicted model, not a curated record
CAGACGAAAGGAAGAGAGGGAGAAAUGUUACGCAACCAACUCACGUCGACUGUCGCGUGAAAGUGACGUAGCAGCAGUAGCAGCGGCAGCCAGGGCACGUUUGUCGCACAUGAGGAUAUCAACAACAUCGCAACUGUUCAUUCAACGAAGGAGGGAACAUGGGGAAGAAUAAACAAAAAGGGAAAAAGCAGAGGAACGUCUUUCAAGUGGCGAACAAGCACCAGAGGCACAAGAACAAAACGAAACCCGUCACAACGACACUCAAACACAUCAAUGCCGUGAAAAACGAGAAGGUGGAGAACCUCAAUCAAAUCUUCACAGAAGUCCAGCGCGACAUGAAGAGCGUUUCAAAGUCUGUGGCUCCCGAACCAAAGAAGCAGACAAAGGUUGUGAGGGAGCCACCAAAGGAAUCUGUAAAUGUUGACAAUGCUGCUCAGCUGUUCUCUCAGCUAUAAUGGACAAAAGAAAAGAAGGACUCAGAUAAAUUAUGUUGACGAAAGACGGAGUGAACCACUUCUCUUUGCUCAUCUUCAGUCUCGGAGGAGCUGCUGGUUUACUUCCAGUUCAUUUCAUGCUAAGAUACAAACUGCAGUCAGUCUUAAAGGAGAAGAGUUUGCAGUUAUGGCAUGAUGAUAAAAACUUGUGUAUAAUUUAAGUAUCCUGUUUCAGCGAGAUGGGAUAUUUUUUAUUUUCGUUGAGUUACAUUUUGUGUAACUGUAAGUGUUUGCUUUGGUAGGGCUGCAACCUAUGAUUGUUGACUUCACUAGACUAAUUUAUGACUUCUUGCUUAUAAACGAUCAGAACAUAUUGAAAAAAAUUCCCAGAACCCAAACGUAUUAUCUUCAAACAACUCUUUUUUUCCCAGUCAACUGCCCAAAACCAAAAAAAUAUUCCAUUCACUGUCAAAUGUAACAAACACAGAAAAGGCAGCAAAACCUCACAUUUGAGCAGAUAAAACCUGUGAAUCUUUUGCUUAAAAUGCGGCUAUAACGAUUAAUCUGCCGCUGAAUAUUAUGAUAAGUGACUGUUUUAUCUCUGUCAAACUUAAUUAAAAUAAAUGUGUAGAGGUUAUUUUAACCCAGUAACAUUUAUAAAAAUAAUUAUAUAACCAUAUGCACUUUACCGUCUUUGGAUUUUUGUGGGUUCAAGGUUUCUACACCAUAUUUUUUCAUGCUUUAGUGUAUCAGAUUUUGUUCGUCGAUCAAACAGUCGAAGAAUUUCUUACCAGUUCUCUUGGAAAUCAUUUAAAAAUUCUUGUAUAGCCAGUCCUCACUAAACAGUGUGCAUGGGAAAUUCACAUGUAGCACAAGGAAGUGUUCUUAUUAAACAUGUUAUUCUGCACAAACUA